Ictalurus punctatus (channel catfish) is the source of this 3334-nucleotide messenger RNA. It is a transcript of the gene slc15a2, whose product is annotated as solute carrier family 15 member 2. Lineage: Eukaryota; Metazoa; Chordata; Actinopteri; Siluriformes; Ictaluridae. The coding region runs from base 227 to 2353 and encodes 708 amino acids. Gene Ontology annotation, biological process: oligopeptide transport; transmembrane transport. Gene Ontology annotation, cellular component: membrane. The record is from RefSeq and is a predicted model, not a curated record. Gene Ontology annotation, molecular function: dipeptide transmembrane transporter activity. The transcript has 23 exons.
UUCCGAUGCAACGGGAAUACAACCCUUUACUGCUUCUACGGAUGGCUUUAUGAGUGUAAAAUGUUUUAUGACACACAAUGUGUAAAAGCUGAAACGACAAAACAGUUUGCGACGAACGAGUAAAACAUUAUCCAAAAGAAAGUAGCGUUGUUUUUAAAGAGCAGGAGUUAAACGCUAGAGUAGUUUCUGCAGUGCUGAGGGACGGACUUGGACGCGUGAUAAUAACAUGGAGGAGAAAAGACCGAAUAGACAGAAGUCACCAAAAAUAUGUGGGACCAACUACCCACUGAGCAUCUCCUUCAUCGUAGUCAAUGAGUUCUGUGAGAGAUUCUCCUAUUAUGGCAUGAAAGCGGUGCUCACACUUUACUUCAUCCAUUACCUCCACUGGAGCAAGAACCUCUCCACUGCUAUAUACCACGCAUUCUCUGGCCUAUGCUACUUUACUCCUGUAUUAGGGGCCAUCAUAGCAGACUCAUGGCUGGGGAAGUUCAAAACCAUCAUCUAUCUGUCAAUCGUGUAUGUCAUUGGUCAUGUAGUAAAGUCUAUUGGUGCGAUACCAGAUGUAGGGGACAGCAGUUUGCACAUAGGUCUGUCCAUGUUUGGCCUCAUCCUCAUUGCUUUUGGGACAGGAGGAAUCAAACCUUGUGUGUCAGCGUUUGGUGGGGACCAAUUUGAGGAAGAGCAUACAGAUGAGAGAAGAAAGUUUUUCUCUAUCUUCUAUAUGUCAAUCAAUGCUGGGAGUGUGCUUUCGACCCUCAUCACGCCAAUUCUAAGAGGUGACGUUCAGUGUUUUGGAGGUGAUUGCUAUGCUCUAGCCUUUGGAGUCCCUGCGGCUUUAAUGAUCAUCGCUCUUGUGGUUUUCAUCGCUGGUAGUGGGUUAUAUAAAAAGUCUCCACCUGAGGGAAAUGUCUUGUUGAAUGUCUGCAAGUGCAUUGGGUUUGCCAUACGCAGUCGGUGGAGAAGCAGCAAGAAAAGCCCAAAACGGAAUCACUGGCUAGAUUGGGCCGAGGGAGAGUAUUCGAAAAGUCUUAUUCAGGAGAUCAAAAUGGUGCUCCGGGUGCUGGUGCUCUACAUUCCAUUGCCCAUGUUCUGGGCACUCUUUGAUCAGCAGGGAUCUCGCUGGACUCUACAGGCCACUCGGAUGAACAUGGAUUUUGGAGGCUUUGUAAUAAAGCCUGAUCAAAUGCAGAUGCUGAAUGCUUUGCUUAUUCUCGUGUUCAUCCCUAUCUUUGAUAUGGGUGUGUACCCACUCAUUGGCCUUUGCCGGAUCAACCUCACGCCUCUAAGGAAAAUGGGCACAGGAAUGAUCCUUGCUGCACUUGCUUUCUGUGCUGCAACUGUAGUGGAAGUCAAUGUCAUUAAAACGGUUGUGGAACCUCCACCAGCCAAAGAGUGUCUGCUGCAAGUCCUUAACCUUGUUAAUGGAGAGGCUGUGUCUGUAGAAAUUACAGGGCAUAAUAUUUUCCCUGACAAAAUAGAAUCAUAUAAGGAUCCUAUAGAAUACACUCGACUUCCACUUGGGGGUGACCACAAAGUCUUACCAGUCAAUGUCUCUCAAAACAGAGAGACUUACCGGUGCCAACUUAACGUCACUGAGCACACUGCCUAUAGCCUCAUCUUGUAUAAGGAGAACAAUAUUAUUAACUGUAAACAGGAGAAGGAUAAUAUCAUCAAAUCUGAGAGUGGAGAAGCCUUCCUCAGAUUCAUUAAUACCCGCUCAGAGAAUAUGAACAUAACAGUAGGCAGUGUAAAUUUCUUUGCACCGAGCAGUUACGGGAUCUCUGAAAUCUUAAGUGUUGAAAGAGGAAAAUACACACAAGUUACCUGCGAAUCAGACACAAAGACACAUCAUAUUGAUCUGGGGCUUCUUGACUUUGGUGCCACCUACACAUUCAUUCUUGGCGGGGAUACAGAAACGGUAGCAAUUCAGAAGAUGGAGGAUGUAGAAGCAAACAAUGUGCACAUUGCCUGGCAGAUCCCACAGUAUGUCCUCAUCACUGCAGGGGAGGUCAUGUUCUCCAUCACUGGUCUAGAAUUCUCAUAUUCGCAGGCUCCAGCCAGUAUGAAGUCUGUGCUGCAGGCAGGUUGGCUUCUCACUGUGGCUUUUGGGAAUGUCAUUGUGCUGAUUGUGGCAGAGGGAGCUGGGCUGGAGCAGUGGACAGAGUUUCUGCUCUUUGCUGCACUGCUGGUUGCAGUCAGCAUCAUCUUCUCCAUCAUGGCCUAUUUCUACACCUAUGUGGACCCUGAUCAGCUGGCCAAGCUCACCAAAGAAGAUCACAACAUGGCUGACUUAAAGGAGAAAGAAAAAGAGAAUAUGGACAUGAUUGAUGUCCCAAAGAGCACAAAGAUGUAGCACAAGUAACUUGUUGCUUCUGAUGUAUAAUUUAUUACUAAACCAGAUGAAGACUAAUUAUAUCGGUCAGGAAUUCCUGUUCAUUCCAUUUUUUGGUAGUAGGAACUUUAUUUGAUCAUUAUUUGAUUUCUACUAAUGAAUAAAAUACGUAUCAUAUUUAAAGCAAGAAAUAACUAAAUACUAAAAAAACUGAUGGCUGUAUUUAUGUUUGUGUUUAUGCAUUUAAGACACCACAUGUAAUUUAAAGCUGUAGGUUGUACAUUAUAAAAAUAAGAUUGAUAGCGGAAGAUGUAUUUUUUGUGUCCGUCGACAGUUUGAAGGUAAUGCUAUACAAACUGACUUUAAACAAUUACAGAGCUGCCAGUUUGUUAAAGUUUAUUACAGAUGUACAGAUGAAGAGCUGGGCAGCACUAGGCCUCACAGCUCCAGGGUCCAGGAUUUGCUCCUGAGUUCGGGCUACUGUCUGCCUAGUUUUGAUUGUGGAUUGGCUAACUGAAGUGUGUGUAUGUGUGCGUGCGUCCUCUAGUAUGUAGGGUUGGUGGUUUGAUUCCCAGCCCACAUGCCGAAGUGUUCUUGGGCAAAACACUGAACCCCCAAGUUGCCCCCGAUGGCAGGCUAGCACCUUGCAUGGUGUGUGUGUGUGUGUGUGAGAGAGAGAGAGAGAAUGGGUGAGUGAGAAACAGUGUAAAGCGCUUUGUAGAACAGCUAAGGUUAAAAAGCUCUAUAUAAGUGCAGACCGUUUACUAUUCUGUAUGAACAGAUGCUCCACCCAUUGAGAGAUUUGUGGAUCAUGACUGUGAGAAGCACGUACUUAAAAUAAAGCAAUAAUAGAUGUAGCUGGCAACCUGGUGUAUAUCUGUCGACACCAAAUCAGCUGACAACUAAUUUGCAAAGACUAAUAUAAACAUCAAUGUUUAGACUCCAUUUAUUUUUGUGAUAUAAACUGAGUAAAUAAAAUAAAUUUUCAGAUUGGUGCUUGGA